AUGAGAAUCAUGGCACUACGGAUCCUUCAUGUUGCUCUGGAGGUUGCGGGCCCUUAUUUAGUAAAGUACUCAGCGCUCGGUCAUAUCACAGAAGACAGCCUAUGUCGCUUCCUUUUCCAGCUUGUACGGUCGGAUAAUUUGGAUCUCCUGCAAGAGUCCCUUGUUGUUGCGAGCACGUUGUUGGGGACCUGCCGCGGCGUCUUGAAACUCCAGCAGGAGCUGUUUUUGUCUUAUCUCGUUGCCUGCUUGCACCCUGCGUUAGAGAUUCCUAGGGUAGUUGGCAUUGAUCCAUUGCUCUACGCUAGCAUCCCGCAGGUCCCCAAACUAGUCAAACCACCGGCCUCGCAAAACGUGAGUGGACGGUCAACGCCAGUGCAAGUCAAAGACCGCCAGAAACUUGGAUUAGAAGGCGGUGCCCGCAAGCCAGAUGCAAGGCAGGCGAUGGUUGAGUGCAUCAGCGUCCUCCUACGCAUGCCAUCCUAUAUGGUCGAACUCUUUGUCAACUACGAUUGUGACGAAGACCGAGUCGAUUUAUGUGAGGACAUGAUUGGCCUCUUAUCCCGGAAUGCCCUCCCCGAUUCAGCAACAUGGAGUACCACAAGUGUACCACCUCUUUGUUUAGACGCCCUCUUGCGCUACAUUCAGUUUCUCGCUCAGAGACUUGAAUGGCAGCCAAUAUUGAGAGGACUUCCGGACCCGGUACAUCUUAAAAUGCGGCGACAAAAGAAGAAGGUCAUAAUUAAUGGUGCAAGCAAGUUUAAUGAGAACCCUAAGAACGGACUUGGCUACCUAGAAGCACAUGGUAUCAUCAGCAGCAUGAAUGACCCUUCUUCAGUUGCUGCAUUUUUAAAACGUACUGAAAGGAUCUCGAAAAAGGCUUUAGGGGAGUUUUUAUCGAAACGAGGAAACGAAACGAUCCUACAAGCGUUCUUAAACCUCUUUGACUUUUCCGGGAAGCGAGUUGACGAGGCAUUGAGAGUUCUUCUAGAAUCCUUCCGUCUCCCAGGAGAGUCUGCUCUCAUCGAGCGAAUCCUGAGCUCAUUCUCUGAAAUGUACUACCUUAGCAGCCAUCCUCUCGAAGUUGCAGACAAAGAUGCUGUUUACGUCCUCACUUACGCAAUAAUCAUGCUCAACACCGAUCAGCAUAAUCCCCAGAUUAAAGCAGCAAAGCGUAUGUCCUUUGAAGAUUUUUCAAGAAACCUUCGAGGUGUGAACGGAGGAGAGGACUUCUCGCCAGACUACUUGGGUGAUAUCUUCAACUCUAUCAGGUUAAACGAGAUCAUUCUCCCUGAUGAACAUGACAACCAACAUGCGUUUGAUUACGCGUGGAGAGAGCUCUUGUCGAAAUCCGCUACAGCAGGCCCAGCAAUCGAGUGCAAGACUAAUAUCUAUGAUGCUGAUCUCUUUUCAUCGACCUGGAGACCGGUUGUUUCUGCACUAUCGUACGUAUUCAUGUCCGCAACGGAUGAUACAGUAUUUGCCCGUGUUGUCACGGGCUUUGAUGAAUGCGCCCGGAUCGCGGCAAAGUAUGGCGUGGUCGAAGCUCUAGAUCAUAUUGUUCACGCGUUGAGCCAAAUGACGACAAUUGCCACAACCACACCAUUCAGCACCGAUUUAAACACUGAAGUUCAAGCUGGUGGCAACAGUGUCGUGGUCAGUAAGAUGCCAGAAGCCAUAUUUAGGAGUCAAGAGAUUGUGGUUGCCAGGGCGUGGGAUGGCAUGCUGGAUUUAUGGAUCCGGAUUGUUGAUAUCCUCGACCGACUCAUGAACAGUGGCCAGGGAGAUAGCCUCAGCGAACUGGCGCUCGACGCUGAAGGGGUUUACGUUAAUAAUCUUGAGGAGCGGGUCAGAAUUGAACAACUGAAGGAUGCCUUGGCUCAAAUCUUCUCAGAAUACGGUACUCUUGUUGAGAUCGUGGCUAAGAGCAACUUGCGAGCGAAAGGACAGGCCUUCAUCGUAUUCAGUGAACCCGACGCUGCGCAGGCAGCUAUCAGCGAGCUUCAAGGCUUCGAGCUGUUCGAGAAACCCAUGCGCCUGGCCCUUGCAAAGUCACGAAGCGAUGCGACCGUGAGAAAUAUUUGUAACGCUGACGAAUUCGACCAGCACAAGCGAAAACGAGCUGCUGAUAAGGAUAAGCGGCGGGCCACGGAGGCAGCAGACCAGCAGAAAAAGCUCAAGCUUGCAGCUACCCUACAAGAUACUACUUCUCGGGGUGAAAGCACCCGCGGCGCUGGCUUGAAGGCGAAUAAUCCAUCAACCGCAACCUUGGUUCCCGAUGAAUAUCUACCACCGAAUAAAACCCUGUUCGCCCAGAACAUACCUGACGAUUAUGAUGUUGACUCUUUGACGUCCAUAUUUGGCCGGUUCAAUGGUAAAACUUUGUCUGCGAACCACUCCUUCAAUCGAGCCGUCAUUAUGCUCUAG
Molecule: messenger RNA, 2424 nt
Organism: Parascedosporium putredinis
Lineage: Eukaryota; Fungi; Ascomycota; Sordariomycetes; Microascales; Microascaceae
Source: the annotation of a GenBank genome assembly